UGCAGCCCCGCCCUCUCUGAACUCCGGGCUGGAUCACUGAGAAACAACUGAGAGCAUCACAUUCACAGUCCGCAAUGUCAUCUGAGCAGAUCGCACGGAAAAUACAGCGCAGACUGAUUGACACUAAAUCCGGAUCACCGGAGAGUCUCGUGCAAACACGAGCGGACGAGGAACAGUCGCCGGUAAAAUCUGCCACCACGAACGACGACGCCACCUAUGAACUCACGGAGAAACUCAACCGCAGGCUGGACAUUCACGAGGGCACUGCGAAACCCGAGCAAAUGAAGGUGUUUAACCCUUACACGGAGUUUAAAGAGUUCUCUCGUAAACAGAUCAAAGAUAUGGAGACAAUGUUCAAAAGAUUUGACUCGGGUAAAGAUGGCUUUAUUGAUCUGAUGGAGCUCAAGCUAAUGAUGGAGAAACUAGGAGCUCCACAGACUCAUCUGGGACUGAAGACUAUGAUUAAGGAAGUGGAUGAAGAUUUUGAUGGCAAACUGAGCUACAGAGAAUUCCUGCUGAUCUUUAGAAAGGCAGCAGCGGGUGAGUUACAGGAGGAGAGCGGUCUUAUGGCUCUCGCUCGGCUUUCAGAGAUUGACGUCUCCACUGAAGGCGUCCUUGGAGCGAGAGACUUCUUUGAGGCUAAGGUUUGUGUGUAUUUCCAUUCCACUUUCAUAAGACAUUUACUUUUUUUUUAUACUGGCUCCCAUUUCUUAGUUUAAAGGGGGCAUAUCAUG
Molecule: messenger RNA, 734 nt
Organism: Misgurnus anguillicaudatus (oriental weatherfish)
Lineage: Eukaryota; Metazoa; Chordata; Actinopteri; Cypriniformes; Cobitidae
Source: RefSeq, a predicted model, not a curated record